Messenger RNA from Trachymyrmex septentrionalis, 2121 nucleotides. RefSeq lists its product as uncharacterized. The record is from RefSeq and is a predicted model, not a curated record. Gene Ontology annotation, molecular function: iron ion binding; stearoyl-CoA 9-desaturase activity. The transcript is spliced from 11 exons. Gene Ontology annotation, cellular component: endoplasmic reticulum membrane. Gene Ontology annotation, biological process: unsaturated fatty acid biosynthetic process. The coding region runs from base 21 to 1817 and encodes 598 amino acids. Lineage: Eukaryota; Metazoa; Arthropoda; Insecta; Hymenoptera; Formicidae.
AUAUAAUUCUUAUCAAAAGCAUGUUGUCGAACUUAUCUAAAAUUUCUGCAAUAAUCGGAAAGUCAAUAAAUAAUAAAGCACUGAUGAAAGAAUCAUACAAAACUGAUUAUAAAUGGGAAGUCGUUUGGAAAAAUGUUAUUAUGUUUACCUAUAUUCAUCUUGCUGCCAUUUACGGAAUGUACAUGGCUUGCUUGUAUGCUAAAUAUUGGUCAAUUCUAUGGUUUGUUGCUCUUGGUAUUGCUGCAAUGAUAGGCGUUACCGCUGGCACUCAUAGAUUAUGGGCCCAUCGAUCUUACAAGGCAAAGUGGCCCAUGAGACUUAUUCUCAUGAUUUUCCAGACUAUCGCUUUUCAAGAUAGUAUUUACCAAUGGGCCAGGGACCACCGCGUGCAUCAUAAGUUCACCGAUACAGACGCGGAUCCGUAUAAUGUGCGCAGAGGAUUUUUCUUCUCGCAUAUCGGUUGGCUUUUAAUUCGCAAGCAUCCUGAUGUCGUUAUUAAAGGCGCCACGAUCGAUUGCAAUGACCUAAUGCAAGAUCCACUUGUGGUAUUUCAAAAAAAGUGGUAUGGGUAUUUAAUGCCGCUCUGUGCUUUCAUUAUACCAACGUUAGUGCCUUGGUGGGCAUGGAAUGAGAGUUUAUGGUAUUCAUGGCAUCUUGCAAUCUGUAGAUAUUGCAUAAAUAUAAAUAGCACUUGGUCGGUGAAUUCUGUGGCUCACAUAUGGGGUAUGAAACCAUACGACAAGUCAGCCAGCUCUACUGAAAAUAUUGGAGUUACUUUGUUGACGUGUGGUGAAGGCUGGCAUAACUAUCAUCAUGCCUUUCCCUGGGAUUAUAAAACGGCGGAACUUGGAAAUUAUAAAUUCAAUUUGGCCAAAACAUUUAUUGACUUUUUCGCUUACAUCGGUUUGGCUUACGACUUAAAGACUGUAUCUGAUGAUAUGGUAAAGAAACGUGUUCUUCGAUGUGACGAGCCAACUGACAAUCCAACUAUUACAGGAGAAGGUGAUAUUAUGAUCAUAUUUAUCACUUAUGGAUUAGGAGGAGUAGGUACCACUGCCGGUCCUCAUCGUUUGUGGACUCAUCAAGCUUAUAAAGCAAAAUGGCAGCUUAGAGUUAUACUUGGUGUUCUCUAUGCUUCGGCUGGCAUGAAUAACAUUUACGAAUGGGUACGAGAUCAUAGGGUGCAUCACAAGUAUACGGAUACGGAUGCAGAUCCGCAUAACAGUAACCGAGGGUUCUUUUUCUCUCAUGUUGGUUGGUUGAUGGUGAAAAAAAAUCCAGAUGUGAUUCGAAGAGGUCGUCAGGUGGAUAUGAGUGAUGUAUUGGCUGAUCCUGUUGUUGCAUUCAAUAUCAAAUAUUUUCCGAUAUUAAAAUUUAUGUUUGCUUUCCUGCUUCCGGUGAUGUUACCUGUGUAUGCGUGGAAUGAGACUUGGUAUAGAGCUUUCGUGUCCCAGGAUAUUAUCCGUUAUGUUAUCCUUUUAAAUGCCAUAUGGAGUGUCAAUAGUGCGGCUCAUAUUUGGGGUUCAAAGCCAUAUGAUACGCAUAUAAAUCCGACAGAGAAUCGAUGGGUUAACUUCUUUACUGGCGGUGAAGGACUUCACAAUUAUCAUCAUGUUUUUCCUUGGGACUAUAAGGCUGCUGAAUUAUACGGUUCCCCAACCACAGCUUUUAUUAACUUUUUUGCGAAAAUUGGGUGGGCGUACGAUCUCAAAGAACCGUCGAAGGAACUCGUAAAAACUAUCAUGAGGAAAAGGGGUGAUGGAAGUCAUUCUUUGUGGGAAGCUGUGCCAUAUCCAGCUAUAAGUAAAAUUGAAUAAUAAAAGUGACAGAGAAUUAUCUCAUUUUUAUAAUAGAGAGUUUUAUUGAAUCAAUUAACAAACUGUGGACGCACAGAAAAAAAAUUAAAUUUAAGUAAAUAUAUUUAUAAAUUUACAAGUGGCUAGAAAAUACAAAUAUAAAAUACAAGGAACAUGCAGCCACACGCAGGAUGUUUUUUGCGAAUGUCAUAUAUUUAAAAUUCUUACGUUAACAAAAAUUUCAGGCCCGAUUAGUUUAAGAAAGAAGCCCGAUGAAAGAAGAUGGUCCGAUUAGAUUAGGAAAGCAGUAAAAAAAAUGUGAGAC